AUGGCGGGACCUCUUGCGCCGCGUGGUGCUCGAUAUUGGCACCAAGCCCCUGACCAUGCGCCAGGGGUGGCAGGCGUUGGACGGGCUCCUCAAUGCGAUUCGUGGGGUGACACUCAAAUUCAUUGCACCUACAGGCUACCUACCUGUCGUAUCAGGUUUCUCGAGCAGAGCGGUAGGGCUGUAUCGACCUUGUACGAGCCUACACGCGUGCUUCUCGAGGCGGGUGACAAAAUAUCACCUGGCCGCAUCGCCAUCGUGGGCAUGAGCGGGCGUUACCCUGACAGCGACAGCUUGGAGGAGUUUUGGAACAUCAUAGCAGAAGGGAAGAUUGCUCACAGGGAGAGCAGUCCGUCCUAUAUCAUUAACUCAGCCUGCGCAUCUGGCCUCUCUACUGUCACCCUAGCAUGUUUGUCGCUCCUCUUACAAGAGUGCAACAUAGCUGUAGCUAGAGGCACUAACAUUAUUGCUAGCCCGCCAACAUAUCACUCCCUCAGCAAAGCAGGGUUCCUGUCCACAACCAGAGGCUGCAAGACGUACCAGACCGACGCAGACAGUUACUGCAGAGGGGAAUUCGUUAAGGCCUUCUUCUUGAAGCGCCUUGAGCAUGCCGUCGCCGAUUACGACAACGUUCUGUCUGUAAUUUCCAGCCCGACACAAGCAGCCUUGUUGAUUGGAUUGCACCCGGCAAGUUGA
Messenger RNA from Colletotrichum destructivum, 693 nucleotides. Its product is annotated as Putative beta-ketoacyl synthase, thiolase, thiolase, acyl-enzyme intermediate active. Gene Ontology annotation, molecular function: fatty acid synthase activity. The coding region runs from base 1 to 693 and encodes 230 amino acids. The transcript has 2 exons. NCBI's taxonomy places the organism in Eukaryota, Fungi, Ascomycota, Sordariomycetes, Glomerellales, Glomerellaceae. Gene Ontology annotation, biological process: fatty acid biosynthetic process; secondary metabolite biosynthetic process. The record is from RefSeq and is a predicted model, not a curated record.